Molecule: messenger RNA, 1632 nt
Organism: Lecanosticta acicola
Lineage: Eukaryota; Fungi; Ascomycota; Dothideomycetes; Mycosphaerellales; Mycosphaerellaceae
Source: the annotation of a GenBank genome assembly
AUGUCAGCAGCACAGCUUCUCAACCCGAAAGCGGAGUCCCGGCGACGAGGCGAAGCGCUGCGAGUGAACAUCUCUGCAGGAGAAGGCCUCCAGGAUGUUUUGGCGUCAAACUUGGGCCCAACGGGCACUCUCAAGAUGCUGGUCGACGGCGCAGGCGGAAUCAAGCUCACAAAAGACGGAAGUGUAUUGUUGAAGGAGAUGCAAAUUCAGAACCCUACCGCAGUGAUGAUUGCAAGAGCGGCUACGGCACAAGACGAGAUCUGUGGAGACGGGACAACGAGUGUGGUCUUGAUGGUGGGAGAGCUGUUGAAGCAGGCAGAUCGCUAUAUUCACGAGGGCUUGCAUCCCAGAGUCAUCACAGACGGUUACGAGGUUGCGAAGAACGAGACGCUGCGAUUCCUGGACGAGUUUAAGCUGGGCAGGGAGGUCGACAGAGAACUCCUUCUCUCCGUUGCCCGAACAUCGCUUUCUACCAAGAUCAACUCGACGCUUGCCGAGCAGCUCACUCCCGAUAUUGUGGAUUCUGUUUUGGCCAUUUACCAAGCGCCGGCGAAGCCGGACUUGCACAUGGUUGAGAUCAUGACCAUGCAACAUCGCACUGCAGCAGAUACGCAGCUUAUUCGCGGUCUUGCACUCGAUCACGGCGCGCGACACCCUGACAUGCCCAAGGACGUCAAGGACGCAUACAUUCUUACUCUCAAUGUCAGUCUGGAAUACGAGAAGAGCGAGAUCAACAGCGGAUUCUACUACAACAGCGCCGAGCAGAGAGAAAAGUUGGUCGAGAGCGAGCGAAGAUUCGUUGAUGACAAGCUGCGAAAGAUUGUGGAGCUGAAGAAGGAAGUGUGCGGUAACGACCCGAAGAAGGGCUUUGUGAUCAUCAACCAGAAGGGUAUCGAUCCACUUUCUCUGGAUGUGCUGGUGAAGAACGGCAUCUUCGCGCUGCGACGAGCGAAGAGGAGGAACAUGGAGCGAUUACAACUCAUCUGCGGUGGCACAGCACAGAACAGCGUGGAUGAUCUUACCCCAGACGUUCUGGGAUGGGCUGGCCACGUUUACGAGCAUCAGUUGGGAGAGGAGAAAUACACUUUCAUCGAGGAGGUCAAAGACCCAAAGUCCGUCACAAUCCUCAUCAAGGGACCGAACGCGCAUACCAUUGCCCAGAUCAAGGAUGCAGUACGAGAUGGAUUACGGUCAGUGUACAACAUGAUUGUGGAUGGAAGCGUCGUACCUGGAGCUGGUGCCUUCCAGGUUGCUGCUGCACGUAGGCUGAACUCGGACGAAUUUGCGAAGCAAGUCAAGGGCAAGGCCAAGUGGGGUGUUUCCGCAUUCGCCGACGCACUGCUCGUCAUACCGAAAACCCUUGCGGCCAACAGCGGACACGACAUUCAGGAGUCUCUCGCAGCCCUUCAAGACGAACAUGCGGACGGACACGUUGCCGGCUUGGAUUUGACGCUUGGCGAGCCCAUGGACCCGGUUCAGCAGGGCGUAUACGACAGCUUCAGAGUACUUCGCAACAGUAUCGCGAGCGCGACAGGCAUUGCAUCCAAUCUGCUGCUCUGCGACGAGAUGCUAAAAGCCCGGCAAAUGGGCAAGUCAGGGCCGCCAGGUGGAGGAGAAGGUGGCGAGGAAUGA